Messenger RNA from Manihot esculenta (cassava), 1713 nucleotides. Its product is annotated as D-amino-acid transaminase, chloroplastic. Gene Ontology annotation, molecular function: catalytic activity. The transcript has 5 exons. The record is from RefSeq and is a predicted model, not a curated record. The coding region runs from base 195 to 1382 and encodes 395 amino acids. Gene Ontology annotation, biological process: carboxylic acid metabolic process. Lineage: Eukaryota; Viridiplantae; Streptophyta; Magnoliopsida; Malpighiales; Euphorbiaceae.
CAAUGAUAAUUUACGCUCUAAGAAGAUCGUGAAGAUCGUAGUCGGCUUUUGCUUUGGAACAUCGGCACUAAGCAUUCCACUGCACAUCAAAUCUCGAAUCGUGAAGAUCAACCCAUCAAUCUAGAGUAUCUUUUGAUCCUACUAUAUCCACAGCUUUGGUUUUCUAAUCCAAAGCUCUCACAGUUUUCGCUUCCAUGGCUUCCUUAGCUUUUCUACCAAUACCCGCUUGGCAACGUUCUCAUAUCUCCUCAAGGAUCCCUGAUCAUUUGCAUACUUCGUGUCUAAUAUCGCCGAAUCUUUCAUUUUUUAGACUUGGGUUUCAACGUUUGCAGCGUGGGUCGAUUACGGAACCAAUGAUUGUUAGAAGUUCUCAUCAAGAAAAUUCUGUUGUUUCUACUAUUCAAGCAUUUGAUGUUCCAAUUUUGACUUGUUCAGAGGCUAUUGAAAGACUAAGAGAAAACAGAGAAAAGCACAAAGGGAAGCAGAAAUACCUUGCAAUGUACUCUAGCGUUUUUGGUGGAAUAACAACAGAUCCAUCAGCUAUGGUCCUACCCAUGGAUGACCACAUGGUGCAUAGGGGGCAUGGUGUCUUUGAUACUGCUGCAAUAGUGGAUGGAUAUCUAUAUGAAUUGGACCAACACCUUGACCGUAUUCUAAGGUCAGCAUCCAUGGCCAAGAUCAGUCUUCCUUUUGAUCGGGAAAGUAUAAGAAGAAUUCUCAUAGAAACAGUGAGUGCUUCCAAGUGUCAGAAGGGAUCACUAAGAUACUGGCUCUCAGCAGGACCUGGUGAUUUUCAAAUAUCUUCAUCUGGCUGUCAUCAGUCAGCCCUUUAUGCCAUUGUUAUCCAAGAUCAGUCACCACGUGUUUCGAAAGGCAUUAAGGUGGUAACUUCUUCAAUCCCUAUAAAACACCCUAAGUUUGCCACCGUGAAGAGUGUAAAUUACCUUCCGAAUGUGCUUUCAAAGAUGGAAGCUGAAGAGAAUGGUGCAUUUGCAGCCAUUUGGCUUGAUAAUGAUGGAUUAAUUGCUGAAGGUCCUAACAUGAAUGUCGCUUUUGUUACCAAAGAGAAAGAGCUUCUGAUGCCGCGCUUCGACAAAAUUCUAAGUGGGUGCACUGCUAAGAGAAUUUUGAAUCUGGCUGAGGGGCUGGUCAAGGAGGGUAAACUUCAUGGAGUAAAGGUGGCUAAUCUGACUGUAGAGCAAGGAAAGAAUGCAGAUGAAAUGAUGCUCAUCGGCAGUGGAGUUCUUGUUCGCCCUGUGGUGCAGUGGGAUGAGCAGAUCAUUGGCAAUGGCAAAGAAGGUGCCAUAACUCUGGCUCUCUUGGAUCUUCUAUUGGAGGAUAUGAAGUCUGGCCCUUCAACAGUUCGAACACCAGUUUCCUAAGAAAAUUUCUGGAUAUUGCCGAGUGGGACUGUACUCUUCAAACGUGGAAAGCUAUAGUUCAACUACUUGUUCACCUUUGGAGGCUGCAGACCUGCUGAAAGCCAAAAGUUCCCCUAUUCAAUUCUCUUUGUAAGAAAUUUUCUGUGACAAAAUAAAAGUCUAAAUAGCUUGAUGAUUUCUUCUGUUGUGAUUGAUGAGAAAAUCAUGGAGAGAAGGAAUUUCAGAUGUGUCAAAUAGGAUUUUAGAGAAGCCUAUGAUUUUCAUUGUAUCAAAUGACGCUACUCAUUUACAAUUAGUCUUCAUAUAUUCACUUUGAGGUCUACUUGCUUCA